GUGUACCCGUCAGUCAGUCCGAGUUCUUCAUCCUCUUCAAGUUCUCAUUCCUUCUUUUCAUCAGGCUUCUUCCUAGCAACGAUUUCUGCACUUUCUAUUUCCUCAUCACUCACGCGUGUCCGGACUCCGUCAGUCGUUGACAUUGACAAUGAGCGACGAGCAACAGAAACAACACGCCGAGUUGACAACUCGCACAAGCCUCAGAGCGCUCGCUGCUGAACACGACAAAGACGAAACAGCGAGAUCUCCGACCAGCAAGAAGACGGAAAUCAUCCCUGAAGCCAGCGAACCAACGUCAGCGGAUGUGAACUGUGAACGUCAUGAUGGUGGUGACUCUGAAGAGACGCCGAAGUCUUCGAAUACCAGAAGUGAGGACGAGACGACCGAGCGCGACGGCGGUGUGAAGAAAUCCGAAGGCGAAAAGGAUUUCAGACUGGAUGUGAGAGAGAAGAAGACGAUGGGUGAUGAUAUGAGUCAUGAGGAGAUGAGAAGCAGGGGGCAGCUGCUGGAUGGAGGAUUCUUUGAGAAUUAUUUGCGUGCGUGUGAGAUGCAUGAAAUCAAGCAUCAAGCAAUGAUGCUACAGAAGGUUGAUGGUGAAUUUGAAGGUGAGAAUGAAGGAGCUGAAGCAACUCUGCCUCUUGAAGAUGAUCAAGUCAAUGAGCCAGAUUCACCUCGCAUUGAUUAUGUUGAGAUAGAAAAGUUGUACCGCUCGUUGUUACGGACGGUUAACUACCGGUUGGGAGCGACCGAUGAAAAUCGAAAGAAAAUAACAUCUGACAUGCAUUCGUACAUGAGAAAGGUGUUUGAUGUCGGUGAGGCUGAUCAUACUGCUUGGCUUGCUGAUGAGGUCAAGUCAUCAGAACCACCUCAGCAGCAUUUGCGAGUGUCAAUUGUCGAAGGAACUAAUCUUCCUCCGAAAGAUCCUAAUGGUCUUAGCGAUCCAUACUGCGUUCUGGGCUUGGUCGAACUUGAUGCCAGUGCUUUUGGUGGAAGAAAGAAAACUCGCCAUCUCAGAGACCUCGUCGACGACGACGCUAAGCUGUACAAAACGAAGACAAUUCGAGAGUCUUUGAAUCCCUCAUGGAACGAAGAGUUUGAAUUACAGAUUGGAAACACUGAGACUCAGUAUUUGCAGAUUGACAUAUGGGACUCGGAUUCGGAAGCUGACACGGUAGGACACGCACUACGGUCACGUGUGAAGGGGUUUGCUGGUCUAGCGAGAUAUUUCGGUCAAGUUUUUGAGACUGUAUUUCGUGGGUAUCAGGACGACUUCAUGGGUCGUGUGUAUGUUCCUCUUCGAGAGUUAGGGCGUCAAAUAAUUGACACCUCGUAUCACAUUCAAUCCAAGAGACAACAGGAGAGAGAAGGCGAACUUCAUGUUAAAUUACAAGUGAUAACUGAGCAGCAAGAGCAGCAGAAUUUGAUGAGCCCUGAGGAUGCUUUCACGGAACACUUGAAGCUACAGAAAUGGUUCAUACAAUUCGAAGGCAGAGAAUUCUUGAAGCAUGGCGGAGACUACUGGCAUGGUCAGUUGUCCUCUACGUCACUCGAGCUGUUACGUCAACACGCAUUACAAAAUGGUAUGACUGAUUUGGACAAGGCUGUGUGUGACUGGAUUGCUGUGGCUGAAUAUCACGAGAUGCGUGGUGUCGACUACAAGUAUAUUCUCGCGACUGUGGGUACACUGGAGACGCAGUGGAACUACGUGAAAGAGGAAAAGGAUCCUGAAAAUGAACUUGGUCAUGGAAAGGUUCAGCUCUUACUAAACGCAUUUCGAGGAUUUCGUGAAUGGUCGUUUGGCAUUCUGUCAAAGUUUCGUGUAGUCUUCCCUUCAACCAACAAGAAAGCUCUCGAUAAGCUAGAAUUCUUACUAAAGUGUUUAGUAAAGUACUACAGUUUUGAACUUAUUCAGCGAAAGGUGCCAGGACAAAACUUUGAAAUGUUUCUAUCAAAUGCAGUUAAGCGAUCAACUUCUGAAUGGUUUGUACAAAGACGGGCCUUGCUGGAACCACAAGUGACGACUGAUGAUGCGUUGAUGAGUGCGACUGUGGACCUAAUGUCUGAUGUUGUUGUUGAUCUGCAUCAAGCGGCCAAAGUCUAUAACCCCAGGAUACAGCCGCUGGGAGUUGACUACUUUGCACUGGUUUUCAAGGAGCUUGAUGGGUUGCUUGCGCCUGUCAUUGAGACCAAGAUGAAGAAUGCCAGUCAGAAAUUUGCUGAUUUGGACAUCGAAUCUGAAGAAUUCAAGAAGCUCACGACUGCCAGUUUUGAGCUCUACUUAGCGAUCAAAGACAUGUAUCGUUUCAAGAGCCAAAUGUCGAAAAAAUCUGUGUCGGACAGUAAAGUGUUCUCCAACGUUCACAGUUGGUUUGAGCCGUUGGUGUCUCGGUGGAUCGACCUUGCUGAUCGGAAAACGAUGAAGAGAAUAGACAGAGCAAUGGAGCUGGAUGAGGUCAAGGAAGUCACCAAUGCCGCUAAGUAUUCGACUUCAGCCGUUGACACAGCAGAGUGCUUUAUGAACCUGUGUGUCUUCUGGAAGAGACUCGAGUGGCCGCAACCUGUUGCUGCAUACGAAUUUGUCGUCAGAUUGACCGACGUAUCGUGCAGAGGUGCCACUCACUAUGCUGACAGAAUAUAUCACAUUCUGGAGAAAACAGGGUACUAUGACGCGGAAGGACAAUUUGAUGUGACAGCACAACUCUGCAUCACUCUCAACAAUAUUGAUUACGUAAGAAAGGCUCUAGCCAAUAUCGGUGAGAAUCUUGAUUGGGAUCAACUGGUGAGCUGCUUGCCAGACAAAGAUGGAACAGAAACGGCAGAUCGUAGCCGUACUAGUCUAGAGACUAUGAUUAGGAGUGCCGACGAUGGCAUUGUUGCCAAACGAAACGAAAUAGUAGCAAAGAUUGGUGAGAAGAUGGGAGUUGAUAUUUAUAGUUACAUCACAGCACUUCUCACGGAUCCUGAGAGUGUACCGGCUAGAACUAGUGUCAACGGUCUGAUGAAGUAUCUGUCGUCGAACUUGCAGACUCUUAGUAACAACCUGAUGGUGGAUAUCUUCAGAGUUGUCUUAUUUCAAAUCUACUCAGUUUGUAUACUCAAACUGGGAGAAGCAGUUGCGGAUAGCAAACACGACGUUACCCCUGCCAUUUCUGAUCGGCUUUUGAAAGGUCUUGAGAUUAUGUUACCUUUCUUCUCUGCUGAAGGACAAGGUUUGAGACGAGAAGAGAUGGAGACCAAAGAGUACCAGGACCUGCUGUCAAUGCUCAAACUAAGAAAACUGGACACGAGAGACUUGGUGUGCAAGUACUUUUGCGAAGUCGCCGAACAGCAGAAGCAGACGAGGCAAUUCGAUCGCGGAACGCUAACAGUCCAGGCAGGCUUUCUUGCUCCUACGGGGCAGCUGUCUGUCAGAGUACUGAACGGGCGCAACUUGCCAGCCUUAGACCCUACAGGUUCUUCUGACCCGUACGUCACAUUGCAGCCGUUUCCUCGACAUAUGUUUGAGGAUAAGUCUGGGACGCUGCAGAAGACGAAGACACAGAAGGGAACACUGACUCCUCUCUUUGACGAGACGUUCUUUAUUCGUAGUCGUCCGAGUGUACUCGAAAUCGAGGGCACAGCGAUUUCGUUUGUGUGCUAUGAUUGGGACAUGAUAACGAAGGAUGAUAUAAUUGGAGAGGCGGUCAUGUUGCUGUCGACUGUGAGGAGUGCUGAUACUGAGAAGGAAAUAGAUGGUUUCCAGCAGCGAGUGUUGCCUCUAUUGCUGCCGUUCGAGCCCGAGUAUCCACACAGUGCUUAUCAUAUCCUCAAGAGCAGAACGUGGGAUAAGAUGGCGAUGGAGUUUGUCAAGAUACGAAAGAAGUUGUUCAAGAAGGCGGCCAGUGAGAGGAAGUAGAAGUGAGAUGACAGUGUGAUUGGUGGAGUUAUAUUGUGUUGCAAUUGAUUUAUCGCUUGAGGAGCUUGGAAUUCUUUCUAUGCCUUGUUUACGCUUUGUUAUUCAUUUUUUGUCAACUAGCAACAGACUACUACGAUUGUGACACUUGCAAUAUAGACAUCGAUAUCAUUGCCAUCUAUUUCGAAUUGAACAGGCUAGAUAUAUUAGGUCUCUGUCUA
This is a messenger RNA of Corticium candelabrum, 4113 nucleotides long. RefSeq names its product BAI1-associated protein 3-like. Gene Ontology annotation, cellular component: secretory vesicle. The transcript is spliced from 35 exons. Bases 149 to 3895 code for a protein of 1248 amino acids. NCBI's taxonomy places the organism in Eukaryota, Metazoa, Porifera, Homoscleromorpha, Homosclerophorida, Plakinidae. The record is from RefSeq and is a predicted model, not a curated record.